AACAAAGCCCCGGCCGCCCGGGGGUAGGGGAGACGCGCGCCGCCCUAGCAACGCGUGCCGCUCUCGGCCCCGGAUUGGCGGCGGCGUCCGGCGCGGUGUCUCCUGGGAGCGCGCUCCCGCCGCGGCGGCAGCGCCGGUUUGAACUUGGCAGCGCCGGCGGCCGCGGCCUUCGCGGGGGAUUCCGUUCGGCCUCCCCUCCCCCGGCCCGACCCCGGCCAUGGAGACUGAGGAGGGCGCGCAGCCGUCACCGCGCAGGCGGGAAGAGGCCCCUGGAGGCGCCGGCUCGGAGCCCGCUGCGCGGCCCGCCUCGAGCCCGGCGGCCGCCUCGCUGCCGUCCCUGCCGCGCAGCCCGCCGAGGAACUGCGACGAGGCCGAGGAACUGCGGCGGCGCCGGAGGCGGCACCCGCCGGAGCCCGCCCCCCGGGACCGGGCCGGGGCCGACCGCGAAGCGCUGCCCGAACCCGCCCCCCGGGACCGGGCCGGGGCCCGCGCCGAAGCGCUGCCCGAGCUUGGGAGUCCGCCGCCCCUGGCCAGCCGGGUGGAGCAGGAAACGCCGCUGCUGCACGGGGAGGCCGAGAACGGGGAGGCCGACCGCGGGGAGAGGGCCGCGUCCCCGGAAGGCGGGGAGCCCUCGGGGCGCGCCAGAAUUAAAGAGAGAGAAACUUCAGAAAAAGAUCAGUGUCUUGUAUUAGAGACAAGUCUGACACCUUGGGAAGAAUGGUUUGUUUGCAAAGAAAAAGAACAACGUGUUCGUCUGCAAAACAGAGCCUUAGAGGAACUACAUUUACUACAAGAAAAAAAAAGAGAAGAGGAAGAGCGAGAAAAAAGAAAAAAAAAUGCUGAGGAAAAACACAAGGAAUGGCUUCAAAAAAAGAAUGAACAGGAAAGAAAAGAAAGGAUACGGAAGCUAAUUAAAGAAAUGGAAGAAAAAGCAGCAAAGGACCUAGAGAAAGAACAUUUGCAAGAAAAAGCCAAAGAAAAGUAUAAAGAAUGGUUAAGGAAAAAAAUAGCUGAAGAACAAGAGAAAAAAAAAAAAGAAAAGGAAAAAGAAAAGCAGCGGCUUGCUGAACAGCAAGAAAAAAAAGAAAUCUCUGAAAAGAAGUUCAAGGAAUGGCUGGAAAAUUUGAAAAACAAACCUCGUGUUAUUCCAAGGAGCUAUGUUUAUGCCAAUGGGAAACUGACAGGUUACUACAGUGGAAUUGCCUACCCACCUCCAAGCUUUUAUAAUCCAAUCCCAUGGAAGCCUAUUUACAUUCCCCCACCUAAGGAACCAAAGACUGCUAAUACUGUGAAGAAGACGAAGAAGAGCAAAAGAACUCUAUCCAUUCCGCCUUACAGGUCCUCAUCUUUGGUUCUUCAUAAAAACAAGGGCAAUCUUUGCCUUGGAACUCUGUGCAGAAUACAAAGAUAGUAUAUGUACCGAAUAGCUUAAAACCGCUUUUAAAAAACUAGAGCUAUUUUUGUAACCCAGUAUUAGCUCAGUAUUUUGUGUGAUGAUUUACCAGUUACCAUUUUUAUAUUUGUUGGUAGGAACCUUCAAAUUAAUUAAGGGAGAUAUUUGCACAUUUUUAAAAAUUUUUAUUAAUGUGUCAAGGGUGUAUGUAAAAUUAGCAUCUAUGCGAUUAAGAAAUGUUUGUAUUUAACUUGUCUGUAACAAUUUUGUAACACCAAUAAAAUCAAAGAUUGUUCUUGUGUUCUUC
This is a messenger RNA of Sarcophilus harrisii (Tasmanian devil), 1700 nucleotides long. It is a transcript of the gene CCDC34, whose product is annotated as coiled-coil domain containing 34. The coding region runs from base 218 to 1411 and encodes 397 amino acids. NCBI's taxonomy places the organism in Eukaryota, Metazoa, Chordata, Mammalia, Dasyuromorphia, Dasyuridae. The transcript is spliced from 6 exons. The record is from RefSeq and is a predicted model, not a curated record.